Messenger RNA from Pipistrellus kuhlii (Kuhl's pipistrelle), 10278 nucleotides. It is a transcript of the gene HOXC6, whose product is annotated as homeobox C6. Gene Ontology annotation, biological process: regulation of transcription by RNA polymerase II; anterior/posterior pattern specification. The record is from RefSeq and is a predicted model, not a curated record. Gene Ontology annotation, cellular component: nucleus. Lineage: Eukaryota; Metazoa; Chordata; Mammalia; Chiroptera; Vespertilionidae. Gene Ontology annotation, molecular function: DNA-binding transcription factor activity, RNA polymerase II-specific; RNA polymerase II cis-regulatory region sequence-specific DNA binding. The transcript has 2 exons. The coding region runs from base 8649 to 9356 and encodes 235 amino acids.
CAUACCCUCUGGAGGGGGGGGGGGGGCUCACGAGCUCCUUUGUUUGUCCCUGGGGAAAGGGUUUCUAAAGAAGGCCACUGGGGCCGUGGGGAUACUAGAGGGUCCGGUCCCUUCCCUUUGGAGCGGUGGGCCUGGGCGAGGCGGGGUAUUUCUCUAGGCUGCAGGGGGGUCUCACAGAAUGUGCUGCUGGUGAGGUUUCAGGGUGUUAGGGUUCCAGUUGACGGGUGAAUAGCACCAUCCUGAGAUGUCCUUGUAUAAUAUUUUUAUCAAUUGAUUUUCUGUCUCUUCUCUGACGAGGGUCCUAUGGGCGCCCAAACCCUUCAUCCCUAGACUCCUGAUGAGCAGAAAACGCCAUGGGGACUGGCCUUGGUUUUCCAGUUCUCUAGUCUGGCCAGGGGAUAAAGACAGCCCCAAACGCCAGCCCCUUCCUUCCCUCCUUACUUUCGAUUUUCACUCCCUUCCUUCUUCCCCUCUCUGGCGCUCAAACAGAGGCACACGAGGGGCUACCAGUGGCAGCUCUCAACCGCCUCGCAGGCCAGAUCCUCGGUGCAGGCGAGUUCUGCAGCGAUUAUCUAAUAAUAGCCUGGGCUGCUGAGAAUAGAAGCUGGCUCAGGGACUCUGCUCACCAGGGGCUCGGGGCUGGGCAGAGGCACUGAACCUGUGUGCUCCCGCCUGGCGAUGCUGAUACAAGCCCCCAGGAUUUAGCUCUGAGUCCACUCUCUGGGCACGCCAGGCCUGCCCCUCACAGGCUCUGUCAGCCCUGGCACGGGCUGUAUUUCAUGCACCAGCUCCUAGCGAGGGAGAACUGGGCAGAGCAAACCCUUUCUCUCCCCGAUCUGACAGUUGUGAUCCCCGUGAAGAAUGCGACCUUGUUUGGAGAAGGCGGCCUUGUUGGGUUGGCUGUUGUGUUCGAAAACCAGGCUUGGUAGCUUUGUACACAUGUAUAGGGGCUCAAGUGUACAGACUCGGACUUUUGCGUGAAUAUGCACAGACUCGUAUUUCCUCAUUGGUUUGAUUGUAUGUUACCAUGCCUGUAUUCGCUCAGACACCGUUUUAUGUGCAUGCAAAAUUUUAUUAGCCCUCCCGAGGUGGGCAAGGGCUCCAGGGGACACUGGGUGCACGAAGAAGGCUCUCUGUGCGUGCUCGAUGGAAAUGUGUACAAUUGUAUGUGCUGCCAUUGGAGUAUGCAGGUUCCAGUCAACACUACAAAAGCUUUCUCGGACCUUAAUACCCUGGCUGUCCCAGCAGCUGGGCUGGGGAAAUACUGAUCUGUUCUGUUUUCUCUCCACACCUCCCCCCAAACUUCCCCAACUCAGAGACUGUUUUACCCAGCAGUGUUGUGAGUUUUGUGGGAAAACCUUCUGUAGGGUUCUGUGUGCCUUGCUUGGAGCAGUGGGCUGGGCCCUCGUGCUUACAGCCUUGCUGGGGCAGCGAAGGUGAUUUGGUGGCCUCUGGGCCGUGGCCUGGGGCAGUUGUGGGCUUGGGCCCUCGGACAGGCCUGCCUGAACGGGUAGGAGUGCGGUGAACACCUACCCUCCAGCCUUGCUCACUCUGUCCGUUUACCGGGUCCAAGAUUUGCCUGCGUUCGUUGUCAUUGUCUCUGGGACGGAUUAGGGGUUCUCUUAAGUUCCCCAAAUUCCGAUAUCUGGUUACAAAUGAGACUUUGUUUGAAUCCAGUCCGCCCCAUAAGCUAUGAGAAGGCUGAUGGGGCAAUGCCAGAAGGUCUGGCCCCUGUGGGCCUGGAGCAUUGAGUAUGGGCCAGGGCAGGCAAUUAACCAGCCUCCUUUCCUAGCCUUUCUCCCUUCUGGGGCCACAAAAAGACAGAGCACGGGGAAAUAAAAAUGUCCUUAAAAAAAAAAAACCCUCAUAAAAGAAAGUAAGGACAGGAGAGGGGCUGGUGGCGUUUUCCUCUGCUCCUAGGCGAUCAGGUUCCUACCGAGACUCUCCUGUCCAGACAUGCUGUGGGCGCAGAGGCACGCUGCUUUCUCCCACCUUCUCUCCGUUGGCACCAAGAGCGGCCUUGGGUUUUCAGGCCUUGGACACCCCUGGGUGCCGGUGUGACAUUACCCCCCAAUUGUGCCCCUCUCCUGGCCCACGGCCUCUGCCACGGCGGCGGCGGUGCAGCUGCCCGGUUUAUUGUGUCUGUGAGGAGUUGUUUACUUGUUUUGUCUGCUGCCACCCUGCGUCUGAAACCCGCCAAACCAGCAAACUCACCCGGGAGAACAAAGUGCAGUGCUAUCCUGACUCCCUCCCCUUUCCAGCACCGCGGCCCGGGGCCCUUCCAGCCCUCACCUCCUCCCUCACCCUCUCUUUCUGAAGGGAGGAAGCAGAAAUUGUACUAAAAUAGGGCAGCUGUUUAUAGGGUUGGGGGAUUAUGGGGACACCAUAAACCUUCGGUGUCCUGGUGGUAGAGAGACUUGGAGCAGCCCUCCCCUCGCCUCCAGCUUUUCUUCCUUUCCCCUGGCAACUGCCUGGUUAAGGGGGCCACAGUCAUUGAGAAAGCUGAGCCCCCCUCAUUCCUCUCCCCCACUCCUUUCUGCAGGAGUUUUCCCUGAGACACAGGUUGUUGGGUUUUAAAUCAGGGUAAUGUUGGCAGAUUCGUAAAGCUAGAUAAAGCAUGGCGCUCACCUUCCCUUCUCCUCGGCCCCCCAAAAUAGCAGUGAAUUUAAGCAAAUCCUACAAAAUUAAAUUGCCCCUUCGCUAAAGAUCCUAUAAAUUUCCAAUCCCGCCAGGUGUAGAGUCAGAGAGGCGGCUCGGCUUGCCUCUAAUUUUGCUCCUGGCUAUCAAAUCUAAAAGAGUAUCAUUGAAGUAAGUAAUAUUCUCCUUUCUGAAAUUAAUUCCCCCCUCCCCAUCUCUCUCCCUCUUUUCGCCAGCACAGAUUAAAUGGUUCUUUCAAAUCUGCAAACAAUAAAGGAUAAAAUUAUUUAUAGGGAAAUGAGGACUAUGUUUCAUUGUUGGCUUAUUGUUCCAGAACAUAAUAACAUUUUAUUUUCAAGUGGGAGAACUUACAUAAGGGGAAGAAGGGGAAAAGAAAAACCAAGUCAGGGAAGGCAUGGCACCCACACACAAAAAGCUCCUGUUGUAUAUAACUUUUAUGACAUUUACAAUUUCCUCAUGACAACUCACUGUGACGUCAUAAAUGCCAUGUUCUUAGAUUUUAUAAUUCUCAUAAACCUCCAAAAUUGGUCUAAGCAGCACUUGCUCAGUGUGGAGGGUCAGAAGAGAAGCCAGGAGGUCCGGAAUCCUUUGGCCUCAUUCUGGGGGCCAAAAAAUUCUGAAUAUUUUGGAUUUUCAUUUCUUCCUCCUGGACCAAGCAAACCACUCGCUUUGCCACCCAUCCCCUUCCCCGAAAGCUCUCCUAUGCCCCCUCCUCAGCCCAUAAUCAGUUGCUUGAGACAGAGGUAGCACGCUUGGGGGCCAGGCCACAAAAGCCAGAGAUGAUUUCUUCCAGAGAGAACCCACAAGACUGAGUAUGAGGGAACAUAUACUUGGGACCUAUUUUAUUUUUUAACCUUAAGCCAGAGAAGUGAAUUGAGAAGCCAAGCACACACCAGAGUGGGAGUUGAUGCUUGCUGAUGGUAGCAGCAUUAAGUGGAGUUGUAGUAAUGAAAGGUCAGGCAGGAACCUGGAAAGAGAGAGGGAGGAGAGAAAAUAUGAUGUGAGUUAGCAGAGCCCCUCCAGGUACCUUUCUUCUCUGCUUAAUGACAAAUAAAACAAAAGCAGCUUGGGCAGCCUCUAAACCUCUUAAAACCUCUUAACUCGAAAGAGGAAUCACCAGCCCAGGCCUCCGAGGUGUUUGAAGCAGUUCUCAGGCACUUGACAUGCCCCAUCUGGCCUCUUCCUUUCCCCCUCCCUCCCUGUGGACCCCCAAUUUUAUUCAGCUGGCCAACUUGGGCCUUCUCCUAUAAUAUCAGCACCCCCUGAUGGAAUCCAUUUCCGGGUUGGGUGUGUCAAAUUUCACUUUUCUCCAAGUGUCUCCCCGCCUGAACUUUGAAAGGAGAAGGAGCAUGUUUGGGAAGGCAGUGUGUAUGUGGGGAGUUAUGUUCUCAGACAACUUCUCCCACAUAUCCGUGAAAAACGGGGGGCUCUCAGAGAGAGCUGUUCUUUGAUGUCUCCAAGCAGACCCAGCUCCCUGCGUUCAGGUUAUUUGGUGGACUGAGCGAUUCUGCAAUCCUUUCAUUCUGGAUUCUGUGGAGAUCAAAGGAGUUCAUGCACAAAACACUGGGCAUUUAGAGUAGGAUUUAAUUUCUUUUAAAAUACAAAAGCUAAUCAUAGACCAGGUCGGGGCCAAGUGAAUAGUCAGUCACUUUAGAACAGCAAAGUCUUAACCAAACAGUGCGAUUGUGAAGUGAGCUGAACAAGUACUGAAACUCUGAGUUCUCUGCAAGAGGGAUUUCAGCCCUUGCCCAGUGGCACAAAAGGGGCCGGUGGGGGAACAGCUCCUACCAGCUCUGGAAAUUAAGAAUUGGCGGGUGGGCCAGGCAGCUGCCGUGGCUUCCAGGCAGCCAAACGCCGGCCCAGCUGAGGCCGAGCGCCGAGGACUGCGGAUCCAGUGUCGGUCGGUCCCUGAGCAGCCUUCGGAGGCGCCGAGCUGUAGCUGGUGGCGCAGGCAGCCAGGCAGCCAGGAAAGGAGUGUGUGCAUCUGUAUGCGAGACUGGGUGGGUCACAGACAUCCACACGCAGACUUGGGGGAUCUGGGGAGACAGAGAGAGAACUGGCAGGACACAAACUAAAGCAGGACCUCUGAUUGCUCCCAAAUAAAAAUUCCAGAUCUCAGCCCUCUCACUUCAGAUACCUUCCCUAAGAAAUUAAUAUAUUUCCCAGAGCAGAAUGGAAAGCAAAGGCAAGCGAGGUGAGGCCUGACUACGAAUCCCAAAUUCCUUCUGGGCCAGAGCCCACCCAGAUCCACCCACCCUCUUCUCCCUUCAGAGGCCCCCAGACCCCUAGGCCUGGAGCAGGGUGAGACUCCCGAAAGGAGUGUUCUACUCGCCUUGGGAAACCCUCAAGCCCCCAGCUGCCAAUUAGACCCUUAGCCUUGGGGACUCCUGCCCCCCACUCAGGCCCAGGGCAGGCCUGCAGUGAGUUCCUCUCCUAUAAUUAGUGCUUGCGAGAAGCAUGUGUUUUGGAUUGGGGAGGGGGCUGGAGCAGCAAGCGGCAACUUUCCCCCUUUAUUCCUGUUCUGUGUUUUUUUGAAUUCUGUGUUUGAAUCCGCUAAUUACAGCUCCCAAAGCAAAAAGUCUGCUCUCGCUGCCAAACCCCCUCGGAAUGCCUGAUUCCGAGGCCGAAAGGGCAGAGCAACUCGGAGACCUGCGGGCCUGCUGGGGGUGCUCUCUGCUUCUCCCGCUUGUUUUAUAGAAACAAAGAACAAGUUAUCCCUCCCCUUCCGAGGACAUGUGCAUAUUUACAGAGCUCAACUGCAGUUUUAAUAAAACAUCUGUUCUUGCUUCUGUUGAUGAGUUUCCAUAAUUGUUUUCAGACAAAUUUAACAGGAAAAUAUAAAUAUAUUUAGAAAAACCCAAGUCCCAGCUUUCUCCCCAUAGACAGUCGUUCUUUUGCCAAAAUAAAAAGAGAGAGAGAGAAAGAAAGAAACAUAAAAUGAGAAAAGGAAAAUGUAAUCCAAGGGAGGGAAGCUUGGGCUCCUCUGACCUGCUCUCCCCCCUUGGAGCGAAUCCUUCCAGCAGAUUUCAGCUGCUUAAUUAAAGAUCUCACCGAGAGGAGGGCGCUUCUGUCCUCAGGAACGGAAGGUGAUGGGGGAGAAUGUGGUGGGAAUUAAUUUGGCUGAAAGUCUUUAAGCUUUGGGGGAAAUUAUUUGUGUUUCUGCUUCCCCUUCUCUCCCCCUCCCAGCAUCUCUGCCUCCCCCCGCCCGCCCCCCAGCAGCUGGUUUCUGUUCAUUAUAAAUCGGCAGACCUUUCAGUCUCUGCCCUCUGUUUAGGGAUGUAAUAAAACACUUAACUUUCUGGGGCUGAGACUUUCCUCAGGUCGUAGUCGUGUCCCCCCCCCCCACACACACACACUGCCUUUAGGCCCAAAGGAGACUCUCCCCAACUUUGGGACCCUCUUCCCCUCUAGACUUGGUGUGGGAGGGGCUCAGGGGAACUCUGGCAUCCUUGCUGGAGAGCUGAGUAUGUGUUUCCCCUUUUUUCUUCCAAGGACCUUCCUCCCCCCUGCCCAUCCAUAAAAGAGAUUUAAAAACACAUAGAAAAUCAACACUCACUGAAAGCAAAACUUCAUUAAGAUGUCCUAUCUUCUAUCAUUCAAUUUGUUGUACAUUGCAACAAUUUAAUAUCUUGCAGGAAAUAUCACUGACAUGAUUUAUCCCUCUAGCAAUCUCUUUCUGAAAUGGGGGGUGGUGGUGGUGGUGGUGGAAUUUACUCUUUCUUUGGCCUGUUCUACGCCUUACCCGGCUCCCCUCAGGGAGAGAGGCGUCUGUGAACUCUGAGAGCGGCUACUUGUGUCCAGGGGUGCACUGACUUGUUCCUUAGCUCAGCCCCCUGGGUCUCCCCGCCCCUAGUUCUCCCUCUCUCUCCCUUUUGCCCUCCAGGGGGCCUGGAGCCCCAGCCAGCUGUUGGAAACCUCUGUUCAGGCAUGCCAUGAGUUGGAGGACAACUGGAUUCUGAGAGGGGAAAGCGAUUCACGCUAGUGUCUGUGUUUUGUGAACCUGCCACGUCACCCCAAAAAUGAGAUGAUGCAUCUAAAAAUUUCUUCUUAAUUUAAGAAUCCUCCCCUGCCCUUUCACCUUCAGCUUCUUAGGGAAAGGAAAGCAUGGUCCAAGAGGAAGAAUCUUUGUAAUGACAGGGAUCUUUCCCCCGCCCUUCUAAAUAACAGCACAUGUCCUUCUCUGAGGGACUGAGCCUGUGACUUUAAAAGCCAACACAAACUAUUGGGCAGAGAGACUCUUCAGCCCGGUAAGGAGCUUCAUGUAUUAACUAGCAUGUUGUCGCCACCAGUUCCUACACACUGUCUGCUUUUGGGUUCAAAAACUUUAUUUUUCCCCCCUAGCGACACUCCAGGGAAACCUUAACGUUACAGAAGAUGAAUAAACGAGUUUUUUCCCAGCAUAGUCCCGUUUAUGGCUUUAUUGCUACCCAUUGAUUACUCUGCUUUGUUACACAGAAGGAAAAGAUCAUAAAAUCUGGCGACAUCCGGGUCCUUGUUAUAGCCAGUCCUCCCCCCCCCAAAAAAAAAAUGAUGAGGGGAAAAUAUGGGCUUCCAUUGCCCUCUUCCCUUACCCACCACCCCUUCUUUGUCAACUCAAAGCCCUCCUAGCCUAUGCCAUGAUAGCAAAUUAAGUUUGGAUUAAUCAGGAGCGGAAACCCCAUCUGCACACCUUCGGCUGCUUCAGUUCGCCCACUGCGGCUCCCUCAGAAACCUCGGACUCAUCUGCCUUCUCUUCCUUUUUUUCUCAGCUUCAAGGUGGAAAGAAAUGGGGGGUAAGGGCUGCUGAGAGGCUGGGCCCCACCAGGUAUGGCUGACCCUCCUAGGGAGUACUUUGCUGGAAUUUCCAAGCCCCAGAGCCCAGGUCCAAGGGUGCCUCCUUUAGCAGGGAAGAGAGGGGGCAGGGGCUUCUAACAUGUGCAAGGGCUUGAGCUUGCAAGAUGCUAAAAGCCCAUCAGAGUCCCCCGCCCCCAGCCUUCUCUUUCUGGCUGGAUCUUAUGUGAGUUACCCCACCGGCCCUCAAUGGCUCCAAAUCAUAAAUUCUCACCAACAUAAACAGGAGUUGAUGUGUCUAGAAAGACUCUGAGUUCUUUCUCCUUCCUUUCUCUCUCUCUUUCUCUUUCACCUUUUGCUUCUUUCCCUCCCUUUCCUAUAGCAUUUUUUAAAAAUUCUCCCUUUUAGGCAAAAAUGCUGCCAGAGUUUCCCCCAAAAGGGGGUGCUGAGGAAGAGGCAGGGGGAGCUGGGGAAGAGGAAAGCAGUCGCCUGGCCCCUCUGCCCACCUCAGAUCUGCCACUGCCCUGAAGUCUCACCCUCACCCCUCGAGACCCAUUUGCUCCCCUACAUCCAAGACUCUCAGCCACACCCUCCUUCCUCUGAGCACCCUGUUUACGAAUUUCUUCUUACUCUUGAUUUUUUAAAAAAUUGUUGGGGGGGAAAAUGCUGGUUUGGUGAUGAGGAAUCACUUCGUGGGAUAUCAAACCAGGAUUUCCUGUAGGAUUUCUGGGGAUCCCCCCUGAGCUGGGAGGGAGCUCCUCCCAGGGAGAAAUCAGGAUGUAAUUUUAGAAGAGAGCGGAUAUAAAAGAUGAAAUCAGAUUGAAAAUACAGAGAUUCUCCAGCCCUGGCUCUGGCCACUGCACAGCAAAGUUAGCUGGGGCUGAGCUCUCCUCCCCUGGGCCCCACGGCCCUGCUCGCGGACAUUCACCCUUCCCUCACCUCCACACCAGCUCCCUUCCGCGCAUAUAUAUUUUAAAAAACCCAAGUCUUACUUUCAAAGCACACACUUAGUCUCAACUAGGGAAUCAACAGAAGCAGAAGCGAUUUUUUUCCCCCUUCUUGACAUCUGGCUUGCGAUUGGCUGGAAGGGGGUCAGCUGACUUUGUCAUUUUGUCUGUCCUGGAUUGGAGCCGUCCCUAUAACCAUCUAGUUCCGAGUACAAACUGGAGACAGAAAUAAAUAUUAAAGAAAUCAUAGCCCGACCAGGUAAAGGCAAAGGGAUGAAUUCCUACUUCACUAACCCUUCCUUAUCCUGCCACCUCGCCGGGGGCCAGGACGUCCUCCCCAACGUCGCCCUCAAUUCCACCGCCUAUGAUCCAGUGAGGCAUUUCUCGACCUAUGGAGCGGCCGUUGCCCAGAACCGGAUCUACUCGACUCCCUUUUAUUCGCCACAGGAGAAUGUCGUGUUCAGCUCCAGCCGGGGGCCGUAUGACUAUGGAUCUAAUUCCUUUUACCAGGAGAAAGACAUGCUCUCAAACUGCAGACAAAACACCUUAGGACAUAACACACAGACCUCAAUCGCUCAGGAUUUUAGUUCUGAGCAGGGCAGGACUGCGCCCCAGGACCAGAAAGCCAGUAUCCAGAUUUACCCCUGGAUGCAGCGAAUGAAUUCGCACAGUGGGGUUGGCUACGGCGCGGACCGGAGGCGCGGCCGCCAGAUCUACUCGCGGUACCAGACCCUGGAGCUGGAGAAGGAAUUCCACUUCAACCGCUACCUAACGCGGCGCCGGCGCAUCGAGAUCGCCAACGCGCUCUGCCUGACCGAGCGGCAGAUCAAGAUCUGGUUCCAGAACCGCCGGAUGAAGUGGAAAAAGGAGUCCAACCUCACGUCCACGCUCUCGGGGGGCGGCGGCGGGGCCGCGGCCGACAGCCUGGGCGGGAAGGAGGAGAAGCGGGAAGAGACAGAAGAGGAGAAGCAGAAGGAGUGACCGGACUGCCCCUCCACCCCUCUCCUCUCCUCCUCCGCUCCCCCGGCGCCCUCCUGACCACACGCUCUGUAUUUAUCACUGGCACAAUUGGUGUGUCUCGACGCCCUGAGAAAAAUUAGGGAGUCAGAUAUGGACCUGAAAGUAAACUCUGGACCCCCGCCCUCACCGCACAAACUCUCUCUCACUCCGCGCCGCCGCCUCCUCCUCCUCCUCCUCCUCCUCCUUCACUUCCUCCUCCUUCUCUUCCUCCUCCCUCGCUAGCUCGUUCUCGGCUUGUCUGCAGGCCCCUUCCCCCGCCCAGGCCUUGGGGGCUCCGUCCCUGAACCUCGCUUCAGACCCCACUCUUCUCCUUUACAUGAGGACUGGGCCUCCCACCCGCUCGGCACCCCCUCCCGCCCCGCGCACAGAGCCGGCGCCCCGGGCCCGGGGCCUCCACCCCGGGGCCUUGGGGCCCGGCUGGCGGCGGGGAGGGCAGGAGGCCCGAGGAGGGCGCGUCUGGGCCCCAUAGCCGCCCCCAGGGCCUCCCCGCAGCCCCUGCCCGGCCCUUCCGCCCCAGCAAAUGCCCAGCCCCGGCGAAUUGUAUUUAAAGAAUCCUGGGGGUCAUUAUGGCAUAUUACAAACUGUGACCGUUUCUGUGUGAAUAUUUUUAGCUGUAUUUGUGGUCUCUGUAUUUAUAUUUAUGUUUAGCACCGUCCGUGUUCUGAUCCCGUCUUAACAAGGGAAAGAAAGGAAAAGAAAAAAAAAAGAAGAGAGGGAAAAUCACAAAAAGAGAAAAAAAAAAGUGAAUGACGUUUGUUUAGCCCGUAGGAGAAAAAAAAUAAUAAAUUCUAAAAAAUCCCCUCGUGUUACCCUCCUGUAUAAAUCCGACCUCUGGAUCCGUCCCCGAAUAUUUAAUAAAACUGAUAUUAUUUUUAAAAGUUUA